AUUUAACCUUUGACAGUUACGUGCGAUGUGUAACCGUGUAAACGUACCUUCAGCCGAAUACCUGAGUUACCUGAGUUUUCAUCACAGCAAAACAUGCACGGCUUGUGAUUGAGCAGAAAAUCAAGCAGUACCAAGCGGAAGGCAUCAUCAAAUAAAACCGCAGCGGCAAAACGAGCGAUUACGGGCAGCUGGGGAGCAUCAGAAAAUCCGACCAUUUUAGACAACACCAGCAGAAGUCGACGACCACAGCCAAUGAAAGAUGGCUUUUAGCUUCCCCGCAUUUAGCUACAUCGUGGCUCUCAUUAUUGACGCGUUUCUAAUAUUCUUCUCCAUCUUUCACGUGAUUGCCUUUGACGAGCUGAAAACCGAUUAUAAAAAUCCGAUCGACCAGUGCAACUCGCUCAAUCCGCUCGUCCUGCCGGAAUAUGGAUUACAUAUACUGUUCAACUUGCUGUUCUUAUUUUCGGGAGAAUGGCUAUCACUCGCCCUGAACAUUCCGCUCAUCGCAUACCAUAUAUGGAGGUACGCUAAUCGACCGGUUAUGUCGCAACCGGGACUGUACGAUCCAACGAGCAUUAUGAAUACGGACGUUUUGCGAGCAUGUUUGCGCGAAGGCUGGAUUAAGCUGGCGGUGUACCUGCUAUCGUUCUUCUACUAUCUUUACGGCAUGAUCAUGGCUCUAAUCGCUGCGUAAGCGACUCAACACCAUCAAACGACAAAGGAUAUUUGAGUAAGAUUUUGUUUUGUUAGUGAAAACGAUAGCUCUUUCGAGACAUCGAGGCCAUUGUGUCGUGUUAAAAGCAAAGCAAAGACUCGCUGCUGCAUCCUAUAAAGUAGUAUCAUCUCGGUUGAGCACCAGAAUGCAGUUUCGGGUUUUGUUUGGGGUUACACCAAACGCCUUCAUCCAGAACCGACCCGGGGAACUGCUCACUGAUCAUUCGAUUGCUUUCUGGAUUAGUGGAUACUUAUUUAUUCCGUUCAUUCAUCGCUGUGCAACUGAUGACAAUGGUUCAAACGGGACGAUCUUGACGAUAAUCAAAAGCGUUUCGAAACUCAGAUCAGCAUAGAUACAAUACGACAUUUAGCCAAUUCUAAUGACCAUAUAUAUACACACACACACAGUUUAUCUGUUUGAAUAAAUCAUACUGAGCGUUUUGAAAUGUGUAAUAAGGUAA
Anopheles stephensi (Asian malaria mosquito) is the source of this 1175-nucleotide messenger RNA. It is a transcript of the gene cni, whose product is annotated as protein cornichon. The coding region runs from base 260 to 694 and encodes 144 amino acids. Gene Ontology annotation, cellular component: endoplasmic reticulum membrane; COPII-coated ER to Golgi transport vesicle. NCBI's taxonomy places the organism in Eukaryota, Metazoa, Arthropoda, Insecta, Diptera, Culicidae. Gene Ontology annotation, biological process: endoplasmic reticulum to Golgi vesicle-mediated transport. The record is from RefSeq and is a predicted model, not a curated record. The transcript is spliced from 5 exons.